Closterium sp. Yama58-4 is the source of this 2130-nucleotide messenger RNA. The record is from the annotation of a GenBank genome assembly. NCBI's taxonomy places the organism in Eukaryota, Viridiplantae, Streptophyta, Zygnematophyceae, Desmidiales, Closteriaceae.
GUGGAUGCGCGGACGGACGAAGGCAGAAUCAAGAAGCGGUACCGACAGCUAGCGCUCCUGCUGCAUCCGGAUAAGAACAAGUCACAGAAGGCCGAAGCAGCGUUUCGCUAUGUCAAAGAGGCGCACACAAUACUGACAGACAGCAACAAGCGGGCUGUUUUUGAUACCCUACGCGCCCGCCUCCCCCCCUGCCCCUGCACUGCACCCGCGGGAGGGAGAGCCAUGGGGGUGCAGAGGGGUGCAGGGGGGUUCAGAGCGUCUCAGGGGGCGAGUUGGGCGGGCAACGAGGCAGGGCGGUUGCAGGAGCUGAGGGAGCAGGCUAAGGCGCGCGUGGUGUCUUUGGAGAGGGAGUGGGAGGAGAAGAAGGAGCAGUGGCUGCGGGACUUUGAACAGGCUAAGGCGCAGCAGCAGGCUCAACAGCAGCAGGAGCAGCAGGAGCAGGCGGGGCAGGCAGAAGGGGAGUCUGAUGAGAGGGCGGAGGCCGAUGGGGAGCAAGAGGGGGAGGAAGAGACGGAUGUAGCAAACGGUAGGCGUGGGGAUGAAGAGAGUGAGGGGGGUGUGAGUGAGGGGAGUGUGAGUGAAAAGGGUGCGAGUGGUGAGGGCGCGAAUGAGGGAGGUGUGAGGGAUGCUGCAGCUGCCCCAGCCUCUCAGCGUGCCACAUGUGGAGGCUCAUCCCAUGAGAAUCCGGAGACUGGUAUUUUUGAAGAGAAUUCGGAUCAUGUGGGCGAUUCGAUAUGGGAGCAGCUGGCAGAUCUCGUGGAUGAUGCUGACAUGGAAGGUGCUGACGUGGAGGGUGCUGACGUGGAAAGUGAGGGCAAAGGUAGGAGGGAGAGCAGCAGCUGGAGUUGCAGAAGCGGAGCAGAGGAGGACAGGGAUGCGCAACAAGCAGAGGAACGGAAAGAGGGCAGGGAGAAGCUAGCAGAGCAAACGGCAGAGGAAAGGAAAGAAGAGCAGAGUGAUGAAACAGUAGAGGUCAACCUCUCCUCUCCAGACAUGCAUGGCCGGGGGAAGGGCAGCAGACAGAUGGAAGGGGAGGGUGACAAGGAGGGGGGUCGAGUAGCAGAUGCUGGGAUGGAGCGAGCUGGCAGCAUGAUGAGCAGUGCAAGCAGUGACUCUUUCGGAAAUGCCUCAGCCGAUACUGCACACCUCACUGGUUCAACCCUUGCUGCUGCACGUGCAUCCCCCAGUAGUAGUGCUUCUGGGUCCACGGGGGACCUGCCCACCUCAUUCCGCGCCACCACAUCAGGCAGAGCUGCAGCAGACGCCAUGGCAGCCGCUGCUGCUGCCACGGAAGCGGCCCGAAAGGUUCUCGAGCGGUCGAGAUCAGUCCUGAGGAAAGGCUCAGCGUUCCCUGAGGGAGACUGUGGCCGAGCUGAUGGGGCAGGUGGAACGGGCAGUGCAGGCAAGAAGGAUAGUGAAGGUGAGGUGGACAGAGUGGAGUGGAGCGCUGUGCGUUGCGGUGCAGAGACCGAGGGGCCUUCAAGUGAAGGGUCAGCAGGUGAGGGCUCUGUGGGUGAGGACUUAGCAGGAGCAUCUACGGGCAGCAAGGACGGUGGUAGCAGCAGAGGGAGCGCGAGGCAUGAAGCGGACAGAGCUGCAGACGAUAAGCUACGGGAUGCUGACGCAUUGAACCACCUCCCUUCCUCCACUGCCUCUGCAAGCGCUCCUGCCUCUUCAGACAGCUGUUCAUCCUCUGGGCUAGGCUCGGUGGGACGCAGUCCAGGUGCAGAGUCCCCCAUCAGCAGCACUUUCAGCAGAAGUGUGAGCAGCAGAGGAGGUGCUAGCCACAGCAGUUUGGGUAACACUUGGGUUACACCUUGCAGCAGCGGCGGCGGAGGUACCAGUGGCAGCAGUGCGGUUGACAAGGAAGGCAAAGAGGGCAGGGAGAGCAGGGAGAGCAGGGAGGGCAAGGAGGGCGUGGAGGGCAAGGAGGGUAGUGAUGAUGUGUUGGAGACUCUGCUGAGGCUACGGCGGGACACACAGGCCGUUGCGGCCUCACUGGAUAACCUCAGGCUCAGGCUCUCUGCCCGCCCUGCUGCUGUCUUCCCUGCUGCUGACUUUCCUGGCGUUGCAGCUGGGUCUGUGCCGGGGGUAACUGGUUCGCCACCCGUGCAAGUUCCUGCAUCCUAG